GGCCCCGGAAACACUUGCGGGUGUUUGUGAGAAAGCCCCUCUCGAUGCCGGCUCUGUCACGGAAAGGGUUUAUGUCUUCAGAUCCGCCGGUUCAGUGUCGCCCAGGGCGAUGGGCCUUCUGCAGGGCAAUUUUAUUCUGUCUAAGCGAGUUUGAGGCCCAAGCAAACAUCAUGGUUAAAACAACUGGGAACUGCGAUCCGCUCACCCUUCGGGGUUCGUCUUGAACGCAAAAGGGAAAAGGAAAAACCUAAAAAAAAGAAAGGAAGAAGCUGAUUGCCCUUGAGUGACAGUGUUGACAGGAGCUGUUGCUUGGACCUGAGCCCUGGACCAGGCAGCUUGCCCACCGGCUCUGUCCUCCCCGGCGCCCUCCUCGGAGUGACUUGAACUCUGACGCCCUUUGUGGGCACUGCGUGACGUCAGGAGUCUGACGUCAGAUAGGAGUCUGACGACAGCAGACUGGCUGGGGCAAACAUGAACGUUGGCGUGGCCCACAGCGAGGUGAACCCCAACACCCGGGUCAUGAACAGCCGGGGCAUAUGGCUGACGUACGCCCUGGGCGUGGGCUUGCUUCACAUCGUCUUGCUCAGCAUCCCCUUCUUCAGCGUUCCCGUGGCCUGGACCUUGACAAAUGUCAUACACAACCUGGGGAUGUAUGUAUUUUUGCAUGCUGUAAAAGGAACACCUUUUGAAACUCCUGACCAGGGUAGAGCAAGGCUCCUAACUCACUGGGAACAACUGGACUAUGGAGUACAGUUUACAUCUUCUCGGAAGUUUUUCACAAUUUCUCCAAUAAUUCUAUAUUUCCUGGCAAGUUUCUAUACCAAGUAUGACCCAACUCACUUCAUGCUGAACACAGCUUCUCUCCUGAGUGUGCUGAUUCCCAAAGUGCCACAGCUACAUGGUGUUCGGAUUUUUGGAAUUAACAAGUAUUGAAAAGCUUUGAAACUGAAGGAAAGCGUUUACAGCUGCUGAGUUGCCUGUAAGGAAGGAGUGGUCAGUAAACUGCUCCCAUGAUAGUGUGAAAUGAGAGGUAUUUGCGUUGGAGAGCCUAGUGCUGGUUCUUCAUAUGCUGUGUGAAGUGCAGGCUCUUACUGGAGGAUGCCUGUGCUUAAUGCAGCUGGUACCUUUCUCAAGAGAGGCUUCAGCGGGAGGCUGGGCAGGCCCAGCUUGUAAGUUAAAUGGCUAUAAAAUGAGAGUGUAGUAGAUACUAAGACCAGCUCAGUUUAUAAUGAAUGGGCACUACGUUAGGAGAAGAAACUUUCCAGUCAUUCCGCUAUGGUCAGUUUAAGCCAACUUACAUGUACACCAAAAUCAUCUCUUUACAAGUCUAAUGUAAGAUUGUUUUUAUUUCCAUAUAUAUUCCUCUUGUGCUGUAUAAGAGGAUAUAAGCCAAUUCCUACCUUGUGAGUGUACUUAUAUUUUCUUCUCAUUUUGCUGGCUCAACACUGUGUGUUGAGGGAUGAGAUCAUUUUCACAUUGAUUAAGUUACUGAGUUCACGAAGGUCCACAUUCAAGACUGACUGGCGAUAGACGAUAGUUAGGCAUCUUACAAACAGCCUCUGAGUCAGCCUUCUAAUUUUG
Messenger RNA from Myotis davidii, 1581 nucleotides. It is a transcript of the gene ORMDL1, whose product is annotated as ORMDL sphingolipid biosynthesis regulator 1. The transcript is spliced from 4 exons. The coding region runs from base 472 to 933 and encodes 153 amino acids. Gene Ontology annotation, biological process: intracellular sphingolipid homeostasis; negative regulation of ceramide biosynthetic process; ceramide metabolic process. NCBI's taxonomy places the organism in Eukaryota, Metazoa, Chordata, Mammalia, Chiroptera, Vespertilionidae. Gene Ontology annotation, cellular component: endoplasmic reticulum membrane. The record is from RefSeq and is a predicted model, not a curated record.